CAUAAUUAAAUUUGAAAACUGACCAUGAUUGAAUGGAAGACUUUAAAUGGUGAAAAAAGUACAGAAAAGUUACAAACAGACACAAGCUGACCUCCAAGAUCAAAGUACAACAGUGUCUGGUCGCACCAUACCGUGAAUAAUAGUGGGUCCAUGGAAGGAAACCCCAUUGUUGGAAGAGAAGUAUAAAAAGCCUGACUUGAGUUCAACAAAAUGUGUGUUGCCAAGUCACAAUUCUUCUUCAAACAGGUAAACUGUCAUAUAUUCUAUAUUCAUUAUAUGCAAAGUGAAAUAUUGAAAGCUUUUUUGGUUUUAAUUUUGAUGAUUGUGGCUUACAGCUCAUGCAAAUCUAGCAUCUAAAAAUAUUAGAAUAUUUCAUUUUGAAUUUGAGCAAAUGACUAUUUAAACAGUAUAAAACCGCAUAUCUCUUUGUCUAAUUCAGCACAUGCAACUACAAUCAUGGGGAAGACUGCGAACUGUAAAAGUUGUACAGAAGGCGACCAUGGACACCAUCCACAUGGAAGGUAAACCACAGAUGGCCAUUGAUGAAAAGGUUGGCUGUUUGCAGAGUGUUGUAUCGAAGCAUGGAAAUGGAAAGGUGACUGGAAAAGGAAAAUGUGGCUGGAAAAGAUGCACAAGCAACAGAGAUGAUCGCAGCCUUGUGAACAUUGUCAAGAAAAGGUGAUUCAAGUAGUUGAGAGAACUUCACAAGGACUGGCCUGAGGUUGGAGUCAGUGCAUCAAGACCCACUGAGCACAGACUUCUUCAGUAAAGGAGCUACAACUGUAAUAUGAGACAAAGCUAGAAGAUGUCACCUGGGCUAAGGAGAAAAAGAACUGGACUGUCGUUCAAUAGUCCAAAGUCCUCCGUUCAGAUUUAAGUACAUUUUGCAUUUCAUUUGGAAACCCAGGUCCUAGAGUCUGGAGAAAGAGUGAAGGGGCACACAAUCCAAGGUGUUUGAAGUCCAUUGUGAUGAUUUGAGGUGCCAUGUCAUCUGCUGCUGUUGGUCCACUGUGUUUUAUCAAAUCCAAAGUCAACGCAACAUCUACCAAGAGAUUUCAGAGCACUUCAUGCUUUCAGCUGCUAACAAGCUUUAUGGAAAUGCCAGUUCUUUUUCUAGCAGGACUUAAUACCUGCUCACAGAGCAAAAACUACCUCCAAAUGGUCUGCUGACCAUGAUAUUACUGUGCUUAGUUGGCCAGCCGACUUACCUGACCUGAACCCCACAGAACCCGAUAUGGGCUAUUGUCAAGUGGAAGAUGAGAAACACCCAAUCUGAAAAUACAGAAAAGCUGAAGGCUGCAAUCAAAGCAACCUGGACUUUGGAAACACCUUAGUAGUGCAACAAGCUGACUGUCUCACACGGAUGCAGUAAUUUGUGCCGGGGAACGGGAACAUGAAAUGGAGAUCACUCGGGCCAGACCGUCCUUGUAUGGAGAAAUCGCUCAUGGCCUUGGAUUCUGGACAGACCGGUCUGCGGUGCACGAGGCGGCUGCGCAGGGCAGGGCCUUGCAGCUGCAGCAGUUGAUAGAGGGAGGCGCAGCAGUGAACAUCGUGGCUGUGGACUCCAUCACCCCUCUGCAUGAGGCUUGCAUACAGGGACAAACCCAGUGUGUCAGACUGCUGCUGGACGCCGGUGCGCAGGUAGAUGCUCGUAACAUCGAUGGCAGCACUCCACUGUGUGAUGCCUGUGCAGCUGGUAGUCUGGACUGUGUCAAGCUGCUGUUGGAGUAUGGAGCGACCGUCAAUCCUCCACUGUUUACCUUCUCACCUCUUCAUGAGGCCUGCAUGGGAGGUAAUUCAGAUUGUGUUCAGCUCAUGAUUGAUCAAGGAGCUUUCAUGGAGGCCCAUGACUGCCACUAUGGGACUCCCCUUCAUGUAGCCUGUGCCAGGCAACAUUACGACUGCGCCAAAGUACUCCUCAAUGCGGGAGCAAAUGUGAACGCUGCCAAGCUCCAUGAGACGGCUCUUCAUCACGCAGCCAAGACAAAGAACAUUGACUUGAUUGAGCUACUUGUGGAGUUUGGGGGGAAUGUGUUUUCCCGGGACAACCUGAACAAAAAACCCAUCCACUACACCAGUGUGGGAUCUCCCUCUUACAUCUCUCUUGAGUUCUAUGAGAAUACCCCCCUCAGUCUGCAGCAGAUCAGCAGAGUGGCAGUGAGGAGGACUCUUGGCAAAAGAGCACGCGACGUUGUUUCCAAACUGGGCUUGCCCAAUCGCAUCAUAAGCUUUCUUUCUUACACGCCACCUCCACCUAUUGAAAUUUAAUCACCUCUGACAAACUUGAGUGCAGCUCUCAGAAGGUUAAACACUAUCCAGUUAUAUCUGCUGGUUCUGUGGUUCUUUUUCUCCAGAAAGUCAUAUGACAGGAUGUUGAAGUUGGCAGAGGUGCCGCACAGAUGUCUUAACACUGCCAGACGAGACGGGUGUACAGAGAUUUCUUAAAGACUGUUUUAUACCGAAGCAAGCUAAAAGAAAAAAAAAAGGCUCAAUUUGCUUAUUAGCUUAUAGCUGCACCGAGAGAUGUUUUUGAUCAUUUAUGGAACAGAAAUACAGUCCUGACAUAUGUAGCAGCAACUUUUAUCUAGCUCUGGUGGCUAACGUGUUUUCAAACAACUGUCUACUUGCAUAUUUAGUAGAAAUAAACCGUUUUUAGGAUCUUGUUAGACGUCAAAAUAAUGUUAAGCUCAACACUCAGCUUUCACCUCUCGGCCCUUUAACCCCUGAGUUAAACAUCUUCACCAGCCAGUUAUUUAUUUCACCUUUGCAGUUUGGUGCUUGGCAGUUUGUGUGCAGUUUUUGGCAAGAAAAACAAAAGGCCAAAGGAUCAAAUGACUUGCUGUUGAAGGCCAUGCACACUAGUGGCGAACCCACACAGGUGAUUUCUUUGUUUUGGGCUGAUUCAGAUCUUCUUUCGGGACUGUGUGGGCGCCUACAGACAGUCUAUCAAGCUCAGCCUCUCCUGUUAGCUCCUGUUUGCGCUUGUUAAAACGGGCCAUGUUUCACCUUUAGCAUCCUUUUUUUAGUGCACACAGUCUGGCGAGCAGAGGUCUAAUUAGUCACAAUAGCUGAACACACCCGCGUGGGAGUACAGAGCCUUUAUUUAAUGCAUCUAAUCCUCAGAAGCUUCGGAAACACCGUUAAUCAUUUCACAUUACUCAGAGCCAUUUGAAUCAGUGUUCAUAUAAUGUGUGUUGCUUUAAGGAGCCUGAAAUAUAGAAGCAUGAACUGUUCAUCACGACCAAGUAUGUGUGAAUGUAAUUUACAUCCUAGAUCCUGUAUUACUUCACUGAAUAUGGAACAUGCGGUUUGACGACUAGAAUUAUAUCAUUUUAUGUAUUUGUAUAUAUAUUCUGUAACUAUUUAUUUUUAAUGUAAAUUUGUACAUAAUACAGAUGGUUCUACCUCUAUUUGUGUAAAUAAAUAGACCUCUAUCAGACUAUUUUAAAAACAA
Messenger RNA from Stegastes partitus (bicolor damselfish), 3454 nucleotides. It is a transcript of the gene asb13b, whose product is annotated as ankyrin repeat and SOCS box containing 13b. The transcript has 8 exons. Lineage: Eukaryota; Metazoa; Chordata; Actinopteri; Pomacentridae. The record is from RefSeq and is a predicted model, not a curated record. The coding region runs from base 1399 to 2268 and encodes 289 amino acids. Gene Ontology annotation, biological process: positive regulation of protein catabolic process; intracellular signal transduction; protein ubiquitination. Gene Ontology annotation, molecular function: protein binding.